Molecule: messenger RNA, 2235 nt
Organism: Cryptomeria japonica (Japanese cedar)
Lineage: Eukaryota; Viridiplantae; Streptophyta; Pinopsida; Cupressales; Cupressaceae
Exons: 12
Coding region: 214-2124 (636 amino acids)
Source: RefSeq, a predicted model, not a curated record
UGCUUACAAAAUAACCUUGGCCAUUAAAUCAAAUAUCCUUUUGACCUUAUUUUUUUUCUUCAAAUUUAUUUAUGCAUGAUAUGAACUCUCAAAUUCAUUUGAUAUGCAGGUCUGUGAAGUGCUUUUAUUUUUUCGCACACAGAAGUUAGGGUGCCCUCAUAAUAGUGCACUCCUCAGCAAAUUCGCAGUUGCAGGGAGAGAAGUAGAGCUGAUAUGGCCAGCAACAGCAAUGGAAAUGAUAAGACAUCGAGGUUCAGCUGCCAAACAAGAGCCUCGACAAUGGAGUGGUUGGAGGCCAUCGCCAGUAUUUUGACAAAAUAUCAAUUUUUAUGGAGCGCUCAUGUCGUAGACUUUUUCCAGGGGAGACUUUGGGAAGCUGUUGAUAAAGAUUGGAUGGACUGUCUCAAGCAAGAGAGUGUACAGAAUUUAUUGCACCUGCCUUCGGGAUUAAUACAGGACAACUGGCCAGCUUCGUUAAAGGAGCUUAUUCGUUCUGCAGAGUCUCUUGCUUUUCCUCGAAAUGCAAGGACAAGCUUACAAAUGCACUUUCCUGGUUUGUCCAUACCUUAUAUUGGUAAUGUUUUGGCUCAAGGCAUGAAUUCUAAGAAGAGACAUGAGGUUGAAGUCCUCGCUUCAGUUAUUCAAAGGAUUGCAAUUGAAGCUGGAGCACAUUGCAUAAUUGAUGUGGGAUCUGGCCAAGGUCAUCUUGCACAAGUUCUAUCAUUUGAAUAUCAAUUUCCGGUAAUAGCUUUGGAUGCUUCUCUUCACCAUGCAACUGUUACAAAUGAACGGACAGAACGAAUUAAGAGGCACUACCAAGCUAGGAUGCGAAAUUCACAUCUAGAUCAUCAUCAUCUACAUGUGCCUCAAACAGUCACCUCACAGGUUCUUUGCAGUGAAUCAUUAGUGAGUUUGAGCAAAGCACUAGGCUCAUCUUUGUCUACAGAAACAAACAGUUAUGGGGAAAAAUCUGCGAUUGAUGAUGAGACAAAUGAGUUUAAAGGUACAUCUUCACUAAAAGAUUUUGCAGCAAGAGAGAGCGCAGAUACUUUUCCAUACAAUAUGAAUGGAGUGGAGUCCUCGUUAGUUCUUUCUGGGCUUCAUGCUUGUGGGGAUCUUUCAGUGACAAUGCUUAGAGCAUUUUUGGAAUCCGAAGAGGUGAAAGCACUUAUUAGCAUUGGUUGCUGUUACAAUUUGUUAUCAGAACAAGGUGAUGAUAACGAACUUCAUUGUCAUGGCUUUCCAAUGAGUAAGGGCGUUGCAAACUUAGGCAUACAUUUGGGAAGGAAUGGACGUGAUCUUGCAUGUCAGAGUGCAGCAAGAUGGAAAAGCCUUACUGUUGAUGAUGCACUAAAGAAUUUUGAAGUACAUGCUCUGAGAUCUGCAUUUCAAAUGGUUCUUAAGAAAUAUUAUCCUGAAGUAUUAGAAUCAAAUCCAUCUGUUGGUCGACUAGGGAAAGCUCGACGACGCAAAAAAAGAAAAGAUGCCUUUAUACAGGCACCAUUUACAGAAAAUGUGGCCAAGUCUUCUUCACUUGUUGAUAGUGAAGUACCAUGCCUUAGAACAGGAUGGAGUGAAAAGUCCAUAUCCAAAAAGAUUUUUGCCCCAGUGAUUAGCAAUGAGUUGAUGCUCAAACAUGCUGGUAAGUCAGCAGAAUUGGUGUCAUCUUUUGAGGCUUUGAAAAUUGAAAUCCCAAAGGAAAAUACUUGCGAGAAUGAUAAGGCUAUAGUGAGUGAUUUGGGGGAGUCUUCACAUGGAACUUGCACAGCUUCCUCAGCCCAUCUAAGAUGUAAUAUGAACUGUGCAAAGACUUCAGAUUUGAACAAAGUCGAUAAAUCAAUUAUGUUCAAAGAGUACAGUACUUGUGCACUGGAAAGACUUGGCCUUCCACCUGUCCCUGUUGAAGAGGUUCACAAGAUAUGGAGGGACCUGGAAGAUAAUAUGGGUCUCAUUGGACCAUAUUGGUCUCUUCGAGCAGUUUUUGGACCUUUGUUGGAGACAUUUUUGCUUCUUGAUAGAUUGCUUUAUCUUCAUGAACAUAAUGUGAGAGAGGUAAUAAUGUUGCCUCUAUUUGAUCCUUCUUUGUCACCUCGAAACAUAGCUAUUAUAGCUAAGAAAUUGUAAGAUCAACCUAAUAAAAUAUUGGAUCAUCUAGCUAAUAUUAUGUUUGUUUUGAAUUCAUCAUGUUGAAAUUCCAUUGUAUUUUCGGUUAAUUCAUAUAUAUGGCCUUUCUUA